CAUUCAAUUACCAUACACUCUUUCUUUUCCAGACAACCUUUAAACAACCGCUACACCCAUCGCAAUGCUCUAACAAACACUACAUCAACCUCACAAUAACCUGAUUUCCCAACCCACAUCACCCAUACCACAAAAAUGACCACCUCACCACCAGCACAACCCCCCGACACAACCAAAACCACAACCUCACCUACACCAGACACUACCACCACCACCAACGAGACCACCACCGCACACCCUCGCCCCACAAAAUUCCGCUUCAAAGACCCCUCCCGAAAGCGCCAUCGCCACCACCACUCCUCCCACUCCUCCCACAAAGACCACCAGCGCACCCCCUCCCCAAAACGCAGGAAACACCGCGCCCCGCACCGCCGCAAACACAACACCUCACCACCUCCCUCCCCAUCACAGCCCACAUCGCGCUUCUCUCCCAGCACCGCCUUCCGGGAAUCCCUCUUCGACGCGCUGGGCGACGACGAAGGCGCCGCAUACUGGGAGUCCGUCUACGGCCAACCGAUCCACACAUACUCGGUGCCGGAGGUGCCUAAGGGCCCGAAUGGCGAGCUGGAGAUGAUGGACGAGGAGGAGUACGCGGCGUAUGUGCGACGGAAGAUGUGGGAGCGGACGAGGGAGGGGAUGCUUGCUGAGGAGGAGAGGAUGAGGGAGGAGAGGAGGAAGGUGAAAGAGAAGGAGAGGAGGAGGGAGAGGGAGAGGGGGAGUGGGAGAGGGCUGUGGAGGAGAAGGAAGAGGAGGAGAGGGUGGAGGGGGGUUUGGGGGAGGUAUUGUGCUUGUUGGGGGGAGUUGGAUGGGGUAGUUAGGGGUGGGGAGGAUGGGGUGGGAAGUGAAGGGGGAAAGUUUGAGGAGGUGGUGUUUUGGCCGGUUGAAAGUGGGGAGAGGAGGGAUGUGGGGAGGAAGGAGGUGGAGGAGUUUAUGAGGGAGUGUGCGAGGGUGGUUGAUGAGGAGGAUAUGGAUAAAGAUAGGGAUAGGGAUGGGGGUGGUGGGUUGCUGGGGCUGUUGAAGACGGAGAGGGUGCGGUGGCAUCCGGAUAAGAUUCAGCAUCGGUAUGGCAAGCUGGGGAUUGAUGAACGGGUGUUGAAGAGUGUGACGGAGGUGUUUCAGAUUGUGGAUCAGAUGUGGAAUGAGGAGAGGAAGAAAGGAAACUAG
This is a messenger RNA of Aspergillus eucalypticola CBS 122712, 1164 nucleotides long. RefSeq lists its product as uncharacterized. NCBI's taxonomy places the organism in Eukaryota, Fungi, Ascomycota, Eurotiomycetes, Eurotiales, Aspergillaceae. The transcript is spliced from 2 exons. The record is from RefSeq and is a predicted model, not a curated record. Gene Ontology annotation, biological process: canonical NF-kappaB signal transduction. The coding region runs from base 136 to 1164 and encodes 342 amino acids.